Molecule: messenger RNA, 363 nt
Organism: Strongylus vulgaris
Lineage: Eukaryota; Metazoa; Nematoda; Chromadorea; Rhabditida; Strongylidae
Source: the annotation of a GenBank genome assembly
AUGCUGGCGCUGUACAGGAAGAUUUUCUUUUGGAGAGAAGGUGGGGGAAAAGGAAUGGAAACCAGAGAGAGGGACCUAGUAAGCAUUUGGCAGGUAUGGUUCCAAAACCGACGAGCGAAACAUCGAAAACAGGAAAAACAGUUAAAUAAGACUCUCAAUCCUCAUCAAGCCAUAUUCGCAGCUAAUCCAGCCAGCAAUAUUAUGCGUCAGGGAAUGUACCCGUCACCACUUGGAAAUCCACGGGAUAGUUUUUGGUACCCCUCAUAUCCGCGACAGAUGCCCUAUCCGACAGCUACACCACCAUAUUCGACAAAUUCCUUCACAAAUCCAAUAACAAAGUAUGCUUUUCAGCAAUUUUAUUGA